UUUUGUCUCCGAAUAUUUCCCCUUCGUCGACAUCAACGUUUUCUUUUGAACAUUAGCUUUCACCAGAAGAGUUUUAACCACGAUCGCAGCGGUAGAAACCUGAAAUUAUGUCUUCGAACAGAAGAGCUUCGUUUCCAGUGAAUGUGCUUCGGCGGAGCCCUCGACGAAGAACGAAGACUCCAUCUGUUAAUGAACUCCCGAAGAAAUGUAGUGAGUAUAUGAGAAGUCUAUUUUUAUUGCGGUUGUAUGUUGUAGUUUCAUCUAAUGUAGUAAAUCUCAUGUUCAGAUUGCUUGCGGUCGACGCAAACUAUAGGGACGCUGCGUUGUGAAGUUCUAUUGUUGUGCCGUCUUCUCUUCUUCUUUGUUGGGAUCAAUUUAGGGUUAACGAAACCGUUGUUGAGUGGAGGCAUUUUGUCUUAUACUUCGACGAUGAUGGCUUUAAGUUACCUUGAAAUUGAUUUUUAUUACAUUGAAGACGUCUAUGGUCUCAACGACACUGCUACGACUUGCUAAAAUAGGUUCAUGUGGCUUUGAAUCACUGUUUGAAUGUCUAUAAUAAAGCUGGUUACACUGUCAGUUUUCCAAAUAAAAAUUCCUUUCUAUUACAAUGAUCUAUGAACUAAGUCGUUUGUAGAGUGGUACAGCCUCUUUGAUCUGACCUUGCAUGGUUAGUAGUAGCAAAAUAAGACACAAAAUUCAGGACAGGUUUUUAGACAUCAGUAAACAUUCCAGCCUCCAUCAUUUUGAACUUCUUAUUACAAGGAAAAAACAAGAAAUUUCAAAGAAUUCCAGCAAAAGUCAUUUGAACCAAUAAGAACUAGACUAAAACAUUAAAAGAUUAAAAUAAUAGCAUCUCAGUGAAUCAAAAACUGCAUUCCUAUGAGUGUAAUUUCACAAAUUGUUUACACUGUCUGCUGUCUUAUUGUGAAAAAAAUAGAAUUUAUUAGUAUUUACCAGAGUAUGACUAUUUACCAAAUCAGCGAAUAGCAAUUUUUGUGCAUUUUGAUUGGCUCCCGUUACUCGGCAUAUCCUUGCCUAUUCACUGUUUUGUGUCCAGUGCCAAGAUGGCGUCUCAUUUCAAGACAUAUUUGGAAGACAAAAUUUGAGCGAUAAAUGAAGCAGUCGUACAAAUAAAUACCAAGAAGCGACGAACUCUGGCUUGUCUGUGUUUACUGGUAGGUAGAAAAUUAUUUUCAGGCUGAAUUUGCAAAAAAAUCGUAAAAAUGCACUUGAUAAAAUCCCCGAAAUGUUUGUAAAUUGUAAACAAAGUUUCUAUUACGUGAUGUUUUUAGGUGACAAAAAAGUUUGUUUUUUGGUUUUUAUCCAACUGAUUCAGUAAAUACGAAAACAACUAUCUCCCUCAGGGUUGGUGAACAGCGCUAUAUACAGUGGAACCUCGCCUUACGACGACCCCGUUUAUAAGACCACCUCGUUAUUACGGCCAUAUUCUUUCAAACCAAACGUAAAAACCAUUGAGUCAUUUUAUUAUUUUGAAGACCCUGUUAAUGCGACCACCUCGUUAUUACGACCAGGAUUUUAUGGCCCAACGGUGGUCGCAUUAACAGGGUUCCACUGUAUAUACCUUGAUGCUUCGCGUCUUGGUAUAAAUUAUAUCCACCACUAUUCACCUCCCCUUCGGGGGAUAGUUGUAUAUUAUUUUCUUACUAAUGUGUGUAGCUAGAAAUUCAUGUACAGAAUUUUAUUUUGUUUUAUAUGAUUAGCCUAACCACAUGAAGCCAGUUAUUGUGGGCCCAUAUCAGUCCCUUCCCCCAUAAAAGUUAGAGCACACUUUUAAGGUCUAUGUCCCCUACCCUUUUCAAUACAGUGUUGUAGGUUCUGAUACCCCUUGGAAAGGAAAAGAAAGGGAGAGGGAAACAAGGCUAACAGCUUAGCACUGGUUAUGAUUUACAGUGUUCACUCCAUACUGCAAUUUUGCAUCAUUGACACAGUAAAUUACAGUAUAUCCUGACACAGAAUGAAAUUAUAGUUGUGUCAUACCAUCAAUAGAAACUAAAGAAAACAAGUUUAUGAGCCACACAGUAGUGGGCAUUUGGCAGUAAAUAACGUAAAAACAUGUGAUUUCCAGUACUUUUUGUGUCAGGCAUUCCAUGCAAUUCUGAGAAAGACUGGAAGCUGCACAUUUUGCAUGUAUUGCAUUGGCCAUCAAUGUUUUUCUUAGUUCAUUUGUUCUUCUUUGUAAGAAGGAGCGAAGAAGAAUGAUAAGAGGCAGGAGAGAAAGUUUGGAUGAUGUCAGUUUCCAAAGUUUUUUUAGAUGUAAGAGCAUAGUUAGAUCUGGACAAGUCUUAAUAUGACCCAAUUUAAAUUAGCAUAAGGGACAGUACAUAAUGACCCACUUUUACAAAUUUCUAAAUUGAACUCUGGAUUGAUUGGUUUUGUCAACAGACCUCAGCUACUAAAGUUGCACCAUAAUACUGGAUCUCUUGUUUUCUCUUUUUAAGAAAUAAGUCCUAGAGGGAAACGAAAACUGGAGUUUCAGCACGAGAAGCCACUGAAAGGACGAACAUAUUACUUGGAUCUUCCAGGCUACAGGAAACUCAACAGUUUACAAACAAGAGUCAAGGAGUUAGGAGGGGUAAGAUAUGAGGACGUCUCUUUCCUUUACACCUACAGACGACGUCAGUCUCUAUAACUUCAUGUGUUCCCUACCUCUAUACAGCAGGGCUUACACAACGUGUGGUUCCAAAAAUUAUCCUUACCUCCCCCACGGAAGGGAUUUUUCCCUAGACCCCACCUUACCUCUCUGGAAAUUCCAGUCAAGCUUCAUACAUCAGGAGUUUCCACUCCCUUCUAUGCUGGGGGGAGUAUGGAUAUUAAUAUUUUUCUGGAACUACACAAUCUUGAAAAGACCCUGAAUUCCAAAGGAAGUUCUUGAAGAGUCCUUGAUAAAGAUCUUAAUUUCUGGUGCAAACCCUGUCUACAAUACAGACACUUCCGUAAUGUGACAGUUAGGCUGGUCCCUUUGCUGGUGAUUUCAUUACAAAAAGCUAUAAGUGGGUCCUGGCACUUAUCUUGUGAAAAAUCAUUUCUCAGUACAAAAAAGAAAUCAAUUAUUUUUGUUGGAGUAUUUACAUUGAAUUGCCACUGUUUGUUUGUUUAGAAUUUACUUUUGGACCUCUGUGAAAGGCAGACAAUAAAUUUUUGCUCUCUUGACGUGAGAUAAGUUUUCUAACAGACAAAAAUCACACCAACAGAGUACUCUUCAAACAUCUUCGAAUCGAUCAGUCAAUUCUUACCCUGAAUUAUUUGCCACUUUGGAGAUUUUCAUGUGUCAGAGACACUGAAUGUGUUAUGACAGUCAUGUGUUUUGGCCAUGGAGCAAUAUUUUCUAUCAGUUUAAGAAUGGCUGACUACCUGGCCUUACAUGGUAAAUACCUAAAAAAAAAACAUUGCCUUUUAUAACACGAAAAUGUAAAAUUAACAUAACAUUUUUAACUGUAUUCAUAACAUAAAUCCUAAGGCAAGACCAAGUAUGGAGGAAAACAAGUCACAUGUAGCAUCCAUGUUUUUUUGCGCAAAGAAAAAAUAUCUACACAUCUAUUUCUGGGGCUUCUUCCUCAAAUUUCAAAAUUUUCAGGGCUUGUAAGGACCAACAAGAACCAAGUUUGCUGUUUGUGCCUCAAUCCUACAACCAUUUGCAAAAAUACUUGCAACACUGUACGGUACAUGGGCUUAACUGACCUGCCCAUGAUCUUGUGCUUGUGAUCAUCCUUCUUCCCUUGUCAAAGUUGCGAGUAAUACAAGACCUUUCUCAAACCAUAGAGGAACAACUCUGAAUGAAGGGGAGGGAGGGAGGGUGUGAGUCUUAUCUCUCAUUAUGCGAUUUGUGGUUAAAAAGGCCUUUUUUUCGACAGAGUGUCUUAUCAUUUUUGCAACUGGUUUUAGCAGGAUGCAAUAUUUGCAUUGUCUGGUCAUAAAGUCCAGCUGUAUCCAUGUUUAGCCAUACAUUAUCAGAGAUGUAGCAAAGGAGAAGCUAAGCAGGCUUUCUUUUUUGUCAAGGUGGCUUUUUUACUAAGUUGCAUGUUUAAAAUUACUCCAUGUCUUUGUUUCCCAGAGCAGUUUGAGCUGGUGGUAAGCUCUUUUGUAGCAGGUGAAAUUAGCUGGCAGCUCAUUCCUGCAUUAUAAGGCAAUUCAUCACAAAGUUGAUGAAAGUCCAUAGAAAGAAGAGCUCUUAGCUAUUACAUGUAAUAGUGUAAGUCAUGUAUCUUGUAAGAUUGAGUUUUGAUGAGAUAUCUGUUUUCCUUAAAAGGUGGUAGAGGAGUUCCUGAGUAAGGACAUCAGUUGCGUUGUUACAAACAGAAAAGAUGUGGAAACAGGCUGCUCACCUCGAAGUAAUUCCACACCCAGCCCCAUCCUGUCAAUUCCAAGUCCAUUCCCAGGAAAUACCAAAAGGUAAAAACCUUUUAAUUGAAUAUAAUAUAAAUACACUAAAUGGUUCUUGGGAGUGGUAACAGAGAUGUUCUGUUUAACUCUAGCCAGCAAUAUGCCCCCUUUCUGUCUACAUGUAUAUAUAUACUGUUACAGGUUGAUUCUCAAUUUCUAAUGUCUCCUAGUCCUAGAAGAAAAAAUGCACUUUAUUUGAGUGUCAAGCAUUUGGCACAAAAGUACUAAUAAGGGACACUAUAUAGGUCUCCUACUGGAGAUGAGACUGCAUUUUACAUGGUUAUCCGAGCCACGACGAAGGUCUAGCCGCUUGCAGUGCAAAGGGAGUGAGCAUUGGUCUAGCCCUGGUAAUCGAACCUGUGACCCACCCACUCUAUACUCAAGUGCUCUUCCAACUGAGCUAAGCCUGCCCUAGUUAGAAUCAACCUAGGUUAAAAAAUUUUAUCCUGAAACCAAACUGGACCUGUAACAUAUAAAUCCCAGGGAAAGAAGGCAUUCCUAUUGCUUUCAAAUUGGGACUUGGGAGUUUGGAGAGCACUCAAGAAGCUAGAGUUGCUCUUGGACAUGCCUAGAGCACUGUGCCGUAUUUGGGCCUAAAUGGCCUGUCUAUGAUAUUGUGCUUGUGAUCCCCUUCCUCCUCUUGUCAAACUUUCUAGUAAUACAAGACCUAUUCUCAAACCCUGGAGGAACAACUCUAAAUGGAGUGGUACCCUUCUUGAGUCCACGGUUGUCAAAAGGUUUUGAAGUAGACGACUGAGUUGUCAAAGUAAGCGGCCAGUCCAGAGAUAUUUUAUUUAAAAAACACCAUCCAUAAACAAAUGCCAAGUAGAGUAGCUGGCCGAUACAAACCAAGCAGGUGGCUAUUUUUGCAAGCAGCUGGCUACUUUUGACAACCCUGAGUACCCUCCGAACUUCCUGCGUGCAUCCAUAACUCUACAUAUGCAGGCUAAGCAUGAACCAAUUAUUAAAUUUCUCUCUCUUUUUAAAAAGAUUAGCUCUGAGGUUUCGAUGGAAAUUGAAAAUCUUAGACUUAGACUGCCCUAAAUUGAUUGCCAGGUUCUACAGGUUUUGAUGCCCUCACUCCGAAUGUUCUGUGUCAAUGAAUUCAUAAUUAGGGGUAAAACAGAGUGAUGAUUUAUGUUAAUCUGGUUUACCAAUAAAUAAUAAUGAUUAUAAUGAUCAUUCGAACUUCAUCAGCAAUGAUAUUUCUCUGCAUUCACUUUUAUUCUAGCUCAUCAGCAAAGGGUUUUGCAGUACCAUCUCCUCUAAGUGCAGACUCUGCCAGCGCUGAACAGCCAGGACCACACCCUCCUAAACACAAUAUACGUGGCAAGGCCCUUGCAGCACAGGCAGCACUUACAUGCAAGCAUGGUACUAGCAAUGUCAUUGCCAAUGCAAGAAAUUGGGGUGUGGAAAUUGUAUCUCUUGAAGAGAUGCUGGAAACCUUAGAGCAGUUUGGAAGCAUUGUGAAAAAGCCCUCAUCUAGCAAACCACUUGUAACCGGACGAGUGCCAAAGCAAAGUGUUAAACCUAAGGUGCGAAAGUUGCGUGCUCCUUUCAUCAAAGUUGAGGAUCAUAGUCGUUGCUACAAGCCACUGGUCCAUGAGUUGAAGGAAUGGCCCAAGAUUUAUUUUGAUAGUCCUCUGGGAAGCUGUCCAUUUGACCCUCCAAAGGUUGAUGUGGAAAAUGAUCAUGAAGGACGAGACAAAACCAAGAGGUAAAGAACUUAAAUGACAUGUUGCAUCAAUGGAACACCAAGUGCUGUUGGAUUCAAUGCCAAUGCUCCCCCAUAUAAGGGCUGAAAAUCAGUAUUUAACAAAUUAAUAGACAACAAUUUUCCAUGUUAUUUUCUCUUGCCCUUUAAGCACAAGUAUCCAUUGCAAACAAAAUAAUUUUCCAGACUGACUCCCUUUAGGGAAUUAACCAGGGUUGUCAGAAAGUUUUGAAGUAGACGGCUGAGUUGUUAAAAUAAGCGGCCAGUCCAGGGAUAUUCUAUUUAAAGAACGCCAUCUAUAAAGAAAUACCGACCAGAGUAGCUGGCUGAUACUGACCAAGUAGGCGGCGAUUUUUGCAGUAAUUUCUGUGGCAGCUAUUAUGGCUGUUGUUUAAUGAUGCAUAUUUGUUUUAGCCUUUAUUGUGCUUUAAAACAGAAGGACUAUAUACUGUGAUACAAAUAUUUUGGAGUCUGUCUUCAGAUUAACUGUCUGGUUACAUAAAUUUAAAGGCCCAAGCAUUUUGAAUUUCAAACUCGCUUUUUUUAACUGGGACUUAUUGGUUCUGGACUGGGACUCAAGAUUUUUCACAAGAAAAGUCCCAGGACUCAGCAUAACUAUUGGUGACAAAAUCACUGCACCUGAGGGUAUAUUCUUAGGCUUAAUCUUAAAGCCAGUGUUUAUGGCAUAAUAAACAGAGCAAGGAAGAAUAAUUAUAAUGUACUGCUCAACUGCUUUUCUUUAAAUGGUGACCUUUAACCACAUAUUAAUGCAUUAUUAGUCAAUAAGGACUGUCAGCCUGUCUGGUUGCAGAAACCUGUUUCACGGGGCAUUACUAGUUGUAACUAACAGAGCUGUUUUUUAGUCACUUAACCCAUUCAAUUGCUUUGUUCUGAUCAUUCAAAUCCAAACACAUUAUGAUUUGUGCGUAUAAUGUCACAGGAAUCAAGUCAAAGAAGAUAAACACAAGAAGAAAGGAUUUUGUGAAUGCUGUUGUGUUCAUUAUGAGGAUCUAGACUUGGUGAGAAAUGUGACAAUUUUUUUUAAUUAAAAAAAUUGCGAAUUGAUACAUGAAUUCAGGCCUAAAACUGCUUUUUCGUAGUCUUAGCUCAACACUCAGCUUAGUAAGAUUGUCUUUUUAUGAAGUGUGACAAGCAUUUGUUGUUGUUUCCAUGUAGCACCUACAAAGUGAUCGGCACCAGUCCUUUGCUAGAGAUCCAUCAAACUAUCGUAGUUUAGAUGAGUUGAUCAAAAAAGGCCCAAGCUUGCAGGACUUCCUGGAGAAAAUGUUACUAAAACAUGAACAGAAGCAGAAAGAACAACAAGCAAAAAAGACGAGGUGAAUACUGUAAAAAUAUAUAGCAUCUAUCUAGCUGGAAUUUUUUUUUUAAAUAUAACGCCAAAUAGACCUUUUUGGUGAAGUAGUCUCUUUUUUCGUUCAAAAACUAUCUCCAACUUAGCCAUUAAUAAAAUUAAAAGUGCAAUCUUUAUUUUCUCUUCUCCCCUUUUCUUUCUCUUCGCUCUUUUUAUUUUUCCCUUUCUUUUCCUUCGUUAGUGUGAUUUUUGGGCCUUUUGCCCCUUUUCCACUCAAAUGGCCGUAAAUUUCUCCAGUUCACAAAAAUCCGGCUGCAUAUACAUGUAUAAGACGAGUAACAUGCAAGUGAAGUAAUAUCCCUGUAAGAGCAUGAUGAACCCUUAAUGAUUCUGAGAGUAAUCACUGACUUUCUGAAUCAGAAGGAAAGAAACGAAAGGAUUCUUUACGAUUAAAACUGCAUUACGAUUCUCUCACAAAAACAACUACUCACUGGUUUUUUUUUAUCCAUACAUGUACUAUUUGUGUUUUAGGCAUACUUUUACCGCUUUUGUAAAAAAUAUCUCCUUUCUCCUUUCAGAAAUGAAUUGACAACUGCAGAAAAAUCCGUGGUUGAAAACGAAAAUAAAACCCCAACGAAACAUAACACGCCAGACAUCUCACCGGAUAGCCAAACGCCUGCCGACCACACCCCAGACAAAAACAACGAGUGCUAUACACCCACCAACCCCUCCCCACGUAAUACAAAUAGAUGUCAAACAUUUACUAACCACUCCUCCCCGGAGAAAAAGUCAAGUGAUGAUGAUACGCCAGCUAGAGUGUUGAGAUCAGGGAGCGCGAAAUCUGACACCUCGAUUGCCGAAAAGCGAAGCUCACGGAGCAGCCCAAGAACCACAAAUGCUUUGAAGGAAAAGAAAAACGAGGAACUCUGUACUACAGAACAAAAGUUUGUAAAAACGAAAGGGCUUAAUUUGGACAAAUCAGGUAAUAAAUCACCCAAAAAACGAGCGCGUCCUGCUAAAACGCCUUCGACGUUAUCUAGCCCCGUUGCGGGACGUUCCAACAGCGAUGAGCCUGCUUCUGGUGUUCAGGAAGAGCAAAACAGCCAUGUGCCUGCAAAGACAACGCUUAAAAAGAAGUCACCAAACCGAGAAAAUCAAGCAGACGCUGCGGAAGCAUGCUUGAAAACUCAAACACGUCAAUCAGAUUCUUCUGGUGACAGCAGCAGCAAAGAAAAUCAAGAUCCUGAUGCUCCGGUUGAUUAUUCAGUAGAGACGGCCGAUUAUGAAGAACACAUGGGACGAUCGAUGCUUCGAUCUAAGACGAUUCUUGACGACCACCAACUGCACCUCAACGGAGAUUACGUCGAACACGAGAGUCGUGUCGAAGCUAAAACUGUUGAGGAAGGAGAGUUAAAUCAAGAUGUGGAAAUGGCUUGUUCUAAAAAAUCAAGUCUUAGAUCUGCGACAAAGUUGAGUCCUGCUCACGAAUUAACAAAUAUAAGCUUACCAGCAACAGAUGAAGAAAUCACUAAUGCGGAAGCGCAAAAACAAAGCCCUGAAAUACCGAGCGGUUGUUCUGCUGAAAAAAUGAGUCCAGCUCGAGAGUUAAGGAACCUUAAAUCGCCAACAGAGAUGGAAGAAGGGAACUCUUUGGAGUUGGAAAAGGGAAGCCCUAGACGAAGGAGUCUUAGAUCUGCUUUGAAAGUCAGCCCCACUGGAAAAUUGAAGAGUUCUGAAUCACUAAAAGAGAAGGAAAAACAUCAGAGCCCCAUCAAAGAUGACUGUGGACAAGAACGUGAAAAGUCAAGAACCGAGACUCUUAGUUCUUUCUCAAAAAUGAGUCCUGCCAAAGAUUUAAAGAUCACUGAAUCGCCCACUAGGGAGGAAGAGAGGAGUGCUGAGGUUGUGGAAAAGGGAAGCCUCAGAAGAUCAAGCCUUAGAUCUGAUACAAAGUUUAGACCUUUUGAUGGAUUAAAAAGUCCUAAGUCGCCCAAAUCAGUAGAAGAGACCAGUGUAGUGGAAGAAAACUUACAAAGAACCACUCGAUCACGAACUCAAUUUUCAUCGAAGACAAGUAGCCAGUCCUUAGGUGAUAGCACUAUCCUGAGUACAACGAAAGCAAGUAAAAUGUCCUUGAAUGAUAGCACAGUAGAAAAUACCUUUUCUUCGACGCAGAUGACUGAUGGCUCAAAUUUUGCAGAAAUCACAGAAAGUAGUGUUUCUUCUCAAGUUGCGGAGGUUUCCACAGACAAAGAAAAGCCAGCGUUUAACGCGGAUAAAAGGCAGACGAAUCCCCGCAUUCAAGAAAACGUGAGUGCGAGGGAUACAUUUCCCUUAAGAGGAGGCAAGACAGUAGCAUACAAAAGCCAGUCAGACAGCCAAAGUCCCCAAUUUCGUUCCUGUGGCCCCGAAGUUGUCACUCAUGUUAAGGUGCAGUUGCAAGACUGUCGCCGAAUGUGCGUUGGUCGCAACAGACCUGUACUGGAAAGACAAUCCGAUGAAUCAGAAACUGAGAGCAUUCAGUGGUCGAGUGAGGAGAACUAUUCGCAAACUAAAGACAUGCCCAAUAAUGGCACGUCUUCGGGCGAAGAGGGGGAAGAGAUCUCUAGUACACCUACCCUGGACCCUUGCCCUUCAUCUCCAAGUUCGGAGAAGUCAGGAUACUCCGAUGAAAGGGGCGGAUACAGUUUGCGAAAACGUGCUGAACGACAACAAGAAGAGAAAACAGGCGUCACCAGAAGGACACGAUCAAACUACAAAAUUUCCAGUGAGGAGUUACAAAAGGCUGGCACUGUUGCUCGUGAACGCAGGAAAACGGUUCCUUUUCCUUAUACAAGCGUCAGGACGAAGAGUCCAAAGCAAAGAUGUAAUUCUCUCCGAACCCUUGGGAAUAGCACACCAGAAAAGAAAAAGGUCAAAAAGAGUAAAGCCAUGAAAAACCCACUAAAUGAAAGUCCUCAAAGAAAGGUCCCAAGAAAAGAGCCCUCGUCUGAAUCCGAAUCCAACGUCUCCUCUGAGAGCCCUCGUAGCGGGCCCAUUCGUGAAGCAAGAGACAGGCUGACGCCUUUGGCUGUUUGUAACUUGAGUACAGCGAGCUUUGACAGGGAAAAUACAGAAGCUCUUUCACUGUUAUCAGAAACGACCGCUUCAUUUGGAAAUCUUUCGACAGUCGCUAUUUGCGGGACACCCCGUCACUCGAAUCCCGCGGACUUAAAACGUGUGGGUCAUUGCCCGAAAACUGGUGAAACGUUGCUGUCAGAAACGGAACUCUUGAAGCAAGAGGGGUCUCAAUCAGCUACUUUUUUGGAUAAAGAUCGCCCUAUGGAGCCUAAAUUUUCUCGCUUGUUUGAUUCAGAUGACGAGCCCGAAGACUUCUACGGUUUCCCUGUACCACAGUUUGACAGGUCGUUUUCGUCAGAAGGAGAUCUAAGUUAUAAAAUAAAUUCUAUAGUGGAAAGCAUGAGUCAGGUAGACGAAGGUCAAGGUACUAUAGAUGACGUUGAAAAUGUCACCAUACAAAAGGAUGACACUGAAACUGAAAUUAGCGAAAAUGAACAAGAAAACGGUACCAAAACCAUUGACGAAAGGGAGAUCAUCAGGCAAGAAAGAAUUUACGAGAAAGUUGUCGAACCAAGAACCUCAAAAGUCUAUGAAAGGAAGGUGACACGAAAAAGAAAAUCAGUCAGUCCUAUUGAAAGUGUCAUUGCUGAUUUAGAGAGGGUUCAGUCUUAUUCCAGAUGCGAAGGACAAAGAGUCGGUGGUUUUUCUGCGGAUGAUUCUUCCUUUGUGGAAGAUGUUGAUGAAGAUGACGACGUGUUCAGUGCAGUGUCUGACAGCAGUGAAGGAGAAGAGGAUGAAGUGUCAUCACCGCUCAGCAUCACUUCCUGGAGAAAGAAACGGAAGUCUGAAGACCUCCAACCGGAAAUUAACAGGCCAGCGAAAAGAAGAAGGCCUCAAGAGCGAUGGAGUGAGCUGUCUCUGGCUGAGUCAUCCGUCAGAAGUUCCAUGUCUGAAACUCCCGUAAAAUCUAAACCAGGAGUAGGACAGAUACGGAAGAAAAUUGGUAAUAAGCAGCCGUCAGGUUUAAAGUCAAAACUUGAUGAAAUGCUGGAGAAAGGGAACAAAAAACGAGUUAAAUCUCUGUCCUCAAUUAGUGAGUUCUACGAUAUUGACGAGCCAGUUUUCCAAACGCUUGAAGAACGCGUUAAACUUCGACGACUUAGGAAGAUCUCUCGUAAAGCGCGAGAAAGUUCCUCGUCAUCUGAGCAAAAUCAGAACAUCGACACGCCAAGAAAAUCAGAAGCGAAGACCAAACCUUCUACGCCUAAACAAGAUACAUCACAAAAGGAGGUCAUGCGAUUACAAACGGCGUCGCCUAGAACGGACAGUUCGUCCAAGGCAAAGAGUGUUGCCCCUCUUCGAUCAUCUUCGAGGCUUAACCGAGCAAAAAGUUCUUCUGGUGUGAGCGAGUCACCGCUUACUGCUCUUUCUGGGAAACCGCGAAGAUCUACGUGGAUUGAUGACUUAAGCGCGUUUGCAUCGCCGCCCUUGGAACUUCCAGGCGUUCGUAGAAAACGCUUUCGAUGCUCUACGCCUGCUUCGGCAGAUCAUCCUAAACAUUCUCUGAGGCUGCGAGUAAGAGACAAAGUGGAAUCACGGAACGCAAAGCAAAAAGAUCCGUUUGCCUUUGACGAGUAG
This is a messenger RNA of Porites lobata, 12125 nucleotides long. Lineage: Eukaryota; Metazoa; Cnidaria; Anthozoa; Scleractinia; Poritidae. The record is from the annotation of a GenBank genome assembly.